Fonsecaea multimorphosa CBS 102226 is the source of this 2619-nucleotide messenger RNA. RefSeq lists its product as uncharacterized. Gene Ontology annotation, molecular function: zinc ion binding; RNA polymerase II cis-regulatory region sequence-specific DNA binding; DNA-binding transcription factor activity, RNA polymerase II-specific. Gene Ontology annotation, cellular component: chromatin. The record is from RefSeq and is a predicted model, not a curated record. The coding region runs from base 1 to 2619 and encodes 872 amino acids. Gene Ontology annotation, biological process: regulation of transcription by RNA polymerase II; DNA-templated transcription. The transcript is spliced from 7 exons. NCBI's taxonomy places the organism in Eukaryota, Fungi, Ascomycota, Eurotiomycetes, Chaetothyriales, Herpotrichiellaceae.
AUGUCUGCAGCGUCUGUUCCAGGGCCUUCAAGCGAAGCGAACACUGCAUUCGCCAUCAAAGAGGCCAUACUCAGGAGAAGCCUUUUGGCUGCAGGAGACCUUUUGGUUCGCCAUGAAAGAACCCUGCACACCCCGGAACAGGUGGCAGACGCCAUCGAGAAACAACGUUCCAAUGUUCCGACAACUGAAGACAUUCCCUCAGAGGAAGCCACAUCAAAGCCGUCGAUAUCCAGAGACAAAGGGAAAGACGAAGUUGCAGCGUUUCGAAAAGACUUGCCCUCAGCCCUUUCAAGUCAGCCACCUAGUCGACCUAGAGGCUCUGUAUCCACAGCUUCCAAAACAAACGGUAAACCCUACACAAGGUCGAAUGUCGUCCAGUCACCGAGUUCCCGAGUGCCCCGAGGUCGGAAGCUUGCAAACCAGGUCGGUAAUGCAGCUGAAGCAUUGCUGUCUUCAAACUUCAGCGUAGAUUCCGCUGUCGCUCAAGAACCGCAGCAUUCUACGGGACUUCACUUGGCAGAGUUUAGUGUCGAGGUUUCCGAUCUCGAGAAGAUGCGAACAUUCCCGAGCUCGGUGCCUCUCCCGGACCUUGAUGGCGACUUGGAAUUCCUCGACUUCUUCGAUCCCUUUCUGGGCUUACCUCCAAAGCAACUUGAAGCCUUCGCGAUGCCACCUCUCAGCGGCAACACGGAUGGCUGGUCACCACUAGAGAAUUUUUCAGGUUCGAGCCAGGCUUCGAUGCAGGAUUACGGUUUCCAGCAGAAUCAUAUUUCACCCGCGCACGCGACACCGUCAGUUGACGAUUCGAACCAAUCAUGGGAAACGGCCAGUCAUGCGAAUUCGCGCUCUAAAGAAUCCUCCGGCCUGUGGGACGAGACUCCAGCCCAGGUUUUCACGACAAACCGUCCUGGCUUUGAGGGGUAUUCAGGCUUUCCGAUCCCGCAAACGAAGUACUCAAGGCCUCCGGCGCUUGUUUUUACCGAAUCAAUGCGGACUCAUCUCUUGAAGGACUUGUCGAAUAGACUCUCUGCCGAAAACUUGAACAAUUUCCGAUUGCCCAGUGCAGCCGCACUCCAAAAAUGUAUCCGAACCUACGUUGACGCCUUCCACGUCCACCUGCCCAUCUUUCAUCUCCAGACCAUGGAUUUCGAAACCACGCCAUCACCACUUACUCUCGCCAUAUGCGCCAUCGGCGCUCUUUAUCGGUUAGAAAGAAAGAUUGCUGCCUCCUUGUACUUGAAAGCAGACCAGGCCCUGGCAGCCGCCGUUGUCGACCGAGGUGAGCAUCUCCACAAGAAGCCACGGUUGCUGGAGGAGUGGAUUCAGCCGCGACCUCAAUCACCGAAAUCAACCCCGGAAUCUCUAUGGAAGAGUCAAACUCGACUGCUGCUUGCAAUGCUCAGCUGCUUCAGCGGCGACACGGAAGUCAUUUCGAAGGCUAUCAUACGUCUCGGCGAUUUCCUCGUGGACUUUCGUGAUUUAGCACCGACUGUCAAGCCGCGCAAAAACAGAGAUAAAUCGUUGAGUUGGCGGGAGUGGAUCGAAAGGGAGAGUGUUAAGAGGUUAUUGUACGGCCAAAUAAUGUUCGGCAAUUUGGUCACCAUGACCUACGGGAUCCCCCCCGGCUAUUCCCUGGUUUCAGAUGGUUUUAUCGAGAUGCCGUGCGACCAAUCUUUGUGGGAUGCACUCACAGAAGAGCAGUGGCACGCAGCUGCGACGCGAAAAGGACAGAGCUCCUCACUCAACGUCAAGGAAGCUGUAUCGAUGGUCAUGAACGGAAAUUCAACCAAGACAGUGCCGCAAGAAUGCUGGGAGUGGUCACCAUUCGCAAUUAGCGUGGUGAUUAACGUAAUUUCAAUUCAUAUUUGGCAUAUCACCCAAGGAUCAUACUUCUUCGGCGAGUUCUCCAGUCCCGGACAGCCUGGCGACACACAGAAAUCUCAGACUCUUGCGCAAACAGAGGCUGCCCUUUCUAGGUGCAGAGCCUUGAUUACCCAAGCCAGCUCCGAUGCAGACUAUCCCUGGACAGAGGCCGAAACGCCCUUGUUGUUCAAUUGUCUGGCUCUGUUGCGGGUCAGUUAUUGUCGGGCAUUUACAGGACAUAGCGCCGCCGAUUCAAUGGUGCUGCUCAAGGAAAGCCAGGAAGAAUUCAUGGCUUCAAUUGAGGACUUUGUGGCAAUGCCGCAGAACCGAGGCCAUCUCGUUGCAAGGGCGGUAGGCCGGGCAUUCGAAGGCAUGCUGAUUCCGUAUAAAGCGGGAACAAUGCUUAUCAAGAAGACUGCUGCCUUGACCUGGGCGAUCGGACACGCUUUGGCAGGGUGGGAAGCAGCAUUAUUGGUCACCAAAUGGGUGCAUGCAAUUGAAGUUGAGACCCGGUCAGGUCCUGAUUGUCAGUCGAUCAGCGAGCUCGAGACCCAGACCAUGCAAGCCAUCAGAAACCUGCUCUCGGAAUUAGAGGAUGGGCUCGAUAAUGAAACCGGUUCUUCUCUGGCGGCUAAGCUGGCACGCUACUGGGCCGGUUUCUACGACGAUACUUGGGUAUGGGGAUUGACACCACGGAUGGGAUACAUCCUGCGCGAGUUGGCAAAUUAUUAUGAGAGCAAAUUGGGGGCUUCUUGA